This is a messenger RNA of Sarcophilus harrisii (Tasmanian devil), 891 nucleotides long. RefSeq names its product spermatogenesis associated 33 (gene SPATA33). Gene Ontology annotation, cellular component: nucleus; cytoplasm. Bases 197 to 703 code for a protein of 168 amino acids. The record is from RefSeq and is a predicted model, not a curated record. The transcript has 4 exons. Lineage: Eukaryota; Metazoa; Chordata; Mammalia; Dasyuromorphia; Dasyuridae.
UUGCGAGCACGUGAGGAGGGUACGCUCCGCCCACCUCCACAGCCCCGCGGUGGGCGGGUCCCCCACGCAGCGCGGAGGCGUGAUGCUGCCGGGAUUUAUUUAUGAGUCACACUGGCUUCAGCUCGGGUAGAGGAGAUGGGGCGCGGGUAGGGGCGAGGACGGGGAUGCAGACCGAGCGCAUGGUGAGGGGGAAUGGAUGAACCCACUUAUGGGACUUAACAAAAGCAAAGACUCGCCAGGAGAGCUAGAAGAGACAGGAGGAAAAAAAUUUUGGAACCCAAGAUUUUACAAAGAUGCAUCCAAUGGUUCAGUUAAUAAAUCCAAGAAGAAUCCUGACAGACCUGGGGAGAGACAAUCAACAAGUAAAACAAGCUCCCGCCCUAGCACAAUUUCCACUGCUUCCAGCAGUUAUGGUGGACAUUUGAAAACAAGUGUGAAAUCUUCACGUCAUGUUAAUAAAUCUGCUCGGGUUUCUGAUUCAAGAGAUAGAAGGGGUGAGUCGAAAGCAUUUCUUAUUCCCAAAAUUGUUGUGACUCGAGCUUCCACCGAGACAAUUCAUACUCUAUCACCAGACGACGAUGUGCAAAAGACCAUAAAGGACCAGACUGACUACGGUCCCUACUACCGGCACAGGAGCCCCAGCACUGUGGAGGCGUACACUAAAAGUAAGCCUGACGGUCCAAAACAUAAAUCACUCCUGUAGUGAUCCUCUGAGAUGCCUUCUUCGGAAACUAGCUGAAGCUUUUCUGCCUCUUCUCUGGCAAGUAACCUCCGCCUCGCUUCUCCCAGUGCCACGAGCAGUUUGGAGGAGACCAGGAAUGACUCCUUAGAAAAUGAACUGGGAAGCUUUGUUAAAUAAACUCAAAUAAAUAAAUGAAUUUUGAAAAUUGA